Messenger RNA from Cuculus canorus (common cuckoo), 1832 nucleotides. It is a transcript of the gene MED21, whose product is annotated as mediator complex subunit 21. Gene Ontology annotation, biological process: regulation of transcription by RNA polymerase II. The transcript is spliced from 4 exons. Gene Ontology annotation, cellular component: mediator complex. Lineage: Eukaryota; Metazoa; Chordata; Aves; Cuculiformes; Cuculidae. The coding region runs from base 24 to 458 and encodes 144 amino acids. The record is from RefSeq and is a predicted model, not a curated record. Gene Ontology annotation, molecular function: transcription coregulator activity.
CUCCCAUUGGCUGCGGCGGCGCCAUGGCGGAUCGGCUCACGCAGCUGCAGGACGCGGUCAACUCGCUCGCAGACCAGUUUUGUAACGCCAUUGGAGUGCUGCAGCAGUGUGGCCCCCCAGCCUCUUUCAGCAACAUUCAGACAGCAAUAAACAAAGAUCAGCCUGCAAAUCCAACAGAAGAGUAUGCCCAACUGUUUGCAGCAUUGAUUGCACGAACUGCGAAAGAUAUUGAUGUUCUAAUAGAUUCCCUGCCUAGUGAAGAAUCAACAGCAGCUUUGCAGGCUGCUAGUCUGUAUCGAUUAGAAGAAGAAAAUCAUGAAGCAGCUGCCCGUCUGGAAGAGGUAGUUUAUCGCGGGGAUGUGCUGCUGGAGAAGAUCCAGAGUGCCCUGGCAGACAUUGCCCAGUCGCAGCUGAAGACGAGGAGCGGUACGCACAGCCAGCUCCUUCCAGACUUGUAGCGCCAGGUGGCAGCGCACCCCUGCCCGACGGAACUGCGGAAAGAGGGUUGGAAACAGCUCGUUCUGUGUCCACAGGGAGCUGAAACACCCCGCUAGGCUCCGGUGGGACUCUCCAGUGCUCUAAUUGUCAGUAACAACAUCUUUUGUCAAAGCUCAAACUGCAGGAUCCGUGGUUCUAUUUCAGAAUUAUGUGUAUUGAUGUAGGUUUCCUUGACCUAAAAUAUUCAUGUCUGAGUUUUCUUUUCUGUUUGUAAAUAUGUCUGACUUCAAUCUGAUUUAUCAUCUUCGUUACACAGGCCACAGUCCCUAAAGGGAAUUCAGAAGGAAAAUAUGUUGUGGGUAUUUGUGAAAUUUGCUCACUUCUCCUUUCAAACUUCUAUGGUCUUGGUAUAUUUUUUGUAAGGCUUGAACAUAGACACACUUGCAUUUGCCAAAAUUCCAUGGAGACAAUGCUAGACAACAUUGCAAAUACAGCGGUGGCCAUCUGUUUUAAUUAACAGAAAUGGUAAUUAAACAUUUGUAUUACUACUUGGCUUGUUUACCACACUUUACAGAGCUAGUAAAAGGAUGAUUAAAAUCUAAUGUUUGUAGAGUAAGUGUUCUUGCUGUUGUCAUAUCAUCUGGCAAAAUUAACCCACAGUUGUCUGAUAUUGGCAAUUAUUGUUGUUUGUAAUUCACAAAUGAGCUUUGACUCCAUUGCCACUGGUGCACUUACUCUUACUUGCUCGUGUCAUUUCUCUGCUUCUGCUGAUACUCUGCAUUCUCAGACAUCUGGUGAAUGCCUCUAAAGCAGGCGGUAAUGAGGAAGCACUGGAUGACUGGGAAGAAAUUAGCAAUGAAGAACCUGAAAAUAACUUAUUACGUAAUAUGUUGCUUUUCAGCGUAAGCAGUGGCUGCCACGUGAAUGCUGUGGUUAUGAACGGCAAGAAGCCCAUCAUCCCCAACAUGCUUAAGAGAGUUUUUUUAGUUUUAUCUUCAUAUGUUGAAUAAAUUUUUAGCACUCAUCUUAGGAUUCUAGAAAUACCAGCAUCUCAUUUUGGAUUUGAAAAAGCCCACCAGAUAACGUAAGGUUCAGUGCGUGGUUGUGGGGCUGAACUGUUAGCCAUUUUCUGUAUUUCUGAGUUACCAGCCUUGCAUUAUUGUGCAACGCUGUUUAUUGCCAUGCAUCUGCUCAUUUCCUUAUCAAAAUGACCUACUUCUGUAUAUUGGAUGUGUCAUUGGCUUGAAAGUGAUACAUGUCCCUAUUGCAUAUGGACAGAUAAGAACAAUUCAAAUAUGUCUUCAGCAUGCUGAUCCUUAAGGAAUUAGAUGCAGCCACUCCACUGACUGUACCAGUGAAAGGAAAGGUAUAACAUAGCACAGAAUAAAUCUUAC